AUGACAUUCAAAAGGGACAACAUAACAGAUUACAGUAGAAUUACAAACACAUGUCCUACCAUGAGUCUGUUCCGAGACGGUUCCAAAUUCUUUUCAAUAGACAUAGAACUAUUGCUUUUAUCAGAUGAUGACCCUUUGGAUCCUGGCCCAAAACUGCGAAGACCAGAUAAAGACUUGGAAGAAUGGACUUUCUCUUUGGCCAAUAUCAAAAAAGCAGAGAUUCUAGGAUCAAUUUCAGAAAGAGGUUCUAAAGUGCAUAUGUUUGCGAUGUUGCUAGAGGUUAAAGUACCACGGCCACGUCCAUGUAGCCAGAAAAGCACAAACUUGCACAAACACUCCUCUUCUUCGCCAGCAAAAGAAUGCGUCCGAAAAACUCAAUCUUCUAGUUAUCAACAACUAGAUUUCAAUGUUCAGGGUCCUAUAACUAGAUCCAGAGGUUCUGAUCUUAACAAAUUGGUAUCAGAGAAGGUGGUUAUGGGAGAUUUCCGUUCCUUUCAGCAACAAUUUGAGACUUUCCUCAAGAUGUAUGAGGAAAAUAGAGAUCGAGAUCGUCAGGAACGAGAGCAAGACCGUGCACUGAUGGCAGCACAGCAACAAGCACUAGCCGGACGAUUAGAUGAAUUGUCACGGGAAUUGUCCACUGGAAGGCCUGAAGGACGUGCAAAAGCCAUCAACAUUAAUGUUAAGCAGCAAAAAGCAGUUAAAAUCGUGUUGGGUGGUGCCAUGAGAGGCGCACACAGUGGUCCCGACCUCGAGAUGACGACACUGAUUAUCCUGAACCUGCCGGGAAACUGGUCGGAAACGCCUGGCCAGCUCCUCAACUUCCAGCUCCGUCUUGAAACCCCCCGCAGAGAAGGUCACUUGAUACACCUCCGGGGAGCACGAGUAUUUCACGGUAAGGGUCUGGGCCACCAUGUUCAACGCCACCGAGACACUGUACCAGGCAUCGUCUUCCGCUGCUUUGAAUUCCAAAGUAGCCGUCCGUCGGGGACUCGGGCAGUUGGGCGAAGGUGGAGGAGAAGGGAAAGUGGUUGCGUGCGGCCCAAACGGAAGACGCCGACGGUGUUGACGUUAGGCCCAGUUGUGGUGGAUGGCGAGGUAGGCGGCGAGCGGGUCCGGAACUAUGCUAAAUUGCUAAGGACUGGCUAUGUGGCUCAAGCCUCAAGGGAUUUUAAUUGA
This is a messenger RNA of Striga asiatica, 1179 nucleotides long. NCBI's taxonomy places the organism in Eukaryota, Viridiplantae, Streptophyta, Magnoliopsida, Lamiales, Orobanchaceae. The record is from the annotation of a GenBank genome assembly.